AUGGCCUCCAAGGCAGUUGCGAAGGCCGCGGCAAGCGGUGUUGUGGAAAUCUCAAAGAAGCACACCCUCCAGUCCCAGGGCGUUUGGGAACGUAUCCGCCGCUCCCUUGCUCUCGACCCCAACCGCUCCUCCGGUGUGCCCUUGAACCCGACCUUCCGCAACCCGACACCGGGCGCCUACGACCCCCUCAGCUACGACGACCCCGUCACGCUGCCCGCGGGCGACAUCGCCGACAACCCGUACUGGAAGCGCGACGCCCGCCGCAACUACCCGGCCCUCAGCGUCGUCAACCAGGCCGACGUCGUCGGCUUGCUGUCGGUCGGCUCGGCCGCGAGCCCGCGCGUCGAGCUCAUCGGCGAGGCCGGCGAGAAACAUCUCGUUGCCGCCCGCGAAGAGGCCGCCGCCACAGGCCUGGCGCCGUACCUCGAGAAGAACGCCGCCAAGGCCAUCGAGGCGAGCAAGGAGGCGCUCUUCACCAACGGCCUGCCGCCGACGCCCAGCGGCCAGGACCUCAAGAGCGGAACGUGGAAUGUGCACAAGUACGAGGUCAACAAGGAUCAGUCCUACGGCGAGGGCUACCCCUGCCGGACUUUUGCGUGA
Messenger RNA from Colletotrichum destructivum, 600 nucleotides. RefSeq lists its product as uncharacterized. The record is from RefSeq and is a predicted model, not a curated record. The coding region runs from base 1 to 600 and encodes 199 amino acids. NCBI's taxonomy places the organism in Eukaryota, Fungi, Ascomycota, Sordariomycetes, Glomerellales, Glomerellaceae. The transcript is spliced from 3 exons.